GCCGGGGCGGCGCCAUUAGGGGGCGGUGGGCCGGAAGUGCGCAGCGCCGGGGGGGCCGCCAUUACGGGGAGCCGAGCAGGCCGCGGCCCCGGCCCCCGGCGGGCAGCGCCGCCGCCAUGGAGGAGAAGGGCUUCACCAAGGAGCUGGACCAGUGGAUCGAGCAGCUCAACGAGUGCCGGCAGCUGAGCGAGAGCCAGGUCCGCAGCCUCUGCGAGGAGGCUAAAGAAAUUCUUACAAAAGAAUCAAAUGUGCAAGAGGUACGUUGCCCGGUCACCGUCUGCGGGGAUGUCCACGGCCAAUUCCACGACCUUAUGGAACUCUUUCGAAUCGGUGGGAAGUCGCCAGACACAAAUUACCUGUUCAUGGGAGACUACGUGGACAGAGGCUAUUACUCGGUGGAAACAGUGACUCUACUAGUAGCAUUAAAGGUGCGUUACCCAAAACGCAUUACAAUACUGAGGGGAAACCACGAAAGCAGACAAAUUACACAGGUGUAUGGCUUUUACGAUGAAUGUCUGCGAAAGUAUGGCAAUGCCAAUGUCUGGAAGUAUUUCACAGAUCUGUUUGAUUAUCUCCCGCUUACAGCUCUAGUAGAUGGCCAGAUAUUCUGUCUCCACGGUGGCCUCUCUCCAUCCAUAGAUACACUGGAUCAUAUCAGGGCUCUGGACCGCCUGCAGGAAGUUCCACAUGAGGGUCCAAUGUGUGAUCUGUUAUGGUCGGAUCCAGAUGAUCGUGGUGGCUGGGGUAUAUCUCCACGUGGUGCUGGCUACACAUUUGGGCAAGACAUUUCCGAAACAUUUAACCAUGCCAAUGGUCUUACACUGGUUUCCCGUGCUCAUCAACUCGUCAUGGAGGGUUAUAACUGGUGCCACGACCGAAACGUGGUUACCAUUUUCAGUGCGCCCAAUUACUGUUACCGUUGUGGGAACCAGGCUGCUAUCAUGGAACUAGAUGACACUUUAAAAUAUUCCUUCCUUCAGUUUGACCCAGCACCUCGUCGUGGAGAGCCUCAUGUUACCCGUCGUACCCCAGACUACUUCCUGUAAACCUCUCCUAACCUUUGUAGAAGGAAAUACACCCGGCAUUUUAAAAAGCAACAAUAUUUACGUGUUUCUGUACGAAAUCAGGGUUCGUCUCAAUUACAAUCCCUAUCAUGGACCAAAAUGUGCCAUACUGAGGAUGAAGAGCAUUUAGCACAACUUGAGACUGAAUUCCUUACAACACUAUAUAUCCUGUACCAAUCAGUCCAACAGUCAGUUUGCCUGCUGUAUUUGUAGUCUUUUUUUUUUUUUCUGGACUGUUCAGAGAAUGAAAGGUAACUCUAACACUUCCAUCUCCUUUUAUGCUUAUUUGUAAAUUUUUAGUUCUAGUGUUUAACUGGCAUGAAUUAGCGUUUUGGAGUUUAUUUUUAAGGGAAAUGCACACUAACUUCUUACCCCCUCCCCCCCCACACUGUUUAUUUUAUUGAAAGACGAUGGGCCGAACUGGAGAAAGGAAGCAAUUCCUGCUUUUGGGAGUACGUUGUCAUAACCCGGAAUAAAGCGUUCCCUUUUUAGCUCGA
Messenger RNA from Cygnus olor (mute swan), 1561 nucleotides. RefSeq names its product protein phosphatase 2 catalytic subunit beta (gene PPP2CB). The record is from RefSeq and is a predicted model, not a curated record. Gene Ontology annotation, cellular component: cytosol. The coding region runs from base 117 to 1046 and encodes 309 amino acids. Gene Ontology annotation, biological process: mitotic cell cycle; peptidyl-serine dephosphorylation. Gene Ontology annotation, molecular function: protein serine/threonine phosphatase activity. Lineage: Eukaryota; Metazoa; Chordata; Aves; Anseriformes; Anatidae. The transcript is spliced from 7 exons.